UGCGCAUUAGAAGCUAAUGUUGGCGUUUCCUGUAAGUGCAAUACAGCCACCGUAAAGAAGCGUUUUACACCUCAAUAAAAUCAUACUGCUUUUACAUCGAAGUUGAGCCUGUGGCUAAGGUAGUUUAUUUUGACAUAAUAUGAAAGACACCGAAUACUCUUAGAGAAUCAGUAUUGGUUUCGAAUGACAGUUGGAUUUGAUGUCUCGUUUCGCUAUUUCUAAUCCAUAGCUGAUAAGGAUGAUGUGAGAUGCGGCUAGCUACCAAACCCACAGUUAGCUAGGUAAAGAAUAUUCCAAGAGAAGACCGUUUUCAUCCCUUCAACGCCAAGUGGUAACGUUAUUUGUUUUUGACGAGAUUGUGUUUUAGUCGUAAGCAGAUGGCUCUCUAACAUGACACGCGCCACAGUUUCCCCACUUUUCAACUGGACCCAAGAGAGGGACUUUUCCGCAAUGGUGUUCAAGUAACGUUAGCGGGACUCAGCUUGAGGCACAUUGUUUGAGUUCGUCAUGAAGGUGCUGGGCUCGCGCUUUGCCUUCCUCAUAGGAUUCCUGGUGGGGACCUGUACGCUCUAUGUGUUCCUACGUCAGGUGUGGUUCGAGAGGACCUUCUCAACACGUUCUCAGCCCGAUGGCCUGGAGAAGACAGUGGCUCAGUUACGUGAGCUGGAGGAGGACAGCAAGAAUUGGAAGAAGGAGAGGUCGGCUCUCUUCAACCUCAACCACCCCCACCACAAAGGUGAGGACAGCCACAUGGCAGACGAGCUGUACAAGAAGGUGCGCAUCCUUUGCUGGGUGAUGACAGGGCCCAAAAACCUGCAGAAGAAGGCCCGCCACGUAAAGAACACCUGGAGCCGCCACUGUAACGUGGUGGUGUUCAUGAGCUCUGUGGACGACCCUGACUUCCCCACUGUGGGGCUGGGCACCAAGGAAGGCCGCGACCAGCUCUACUGGAAGACCAUCCGGGCCUUUCACUACGCCCUGGAGAACCAUGGAGACGAGGCCGACUGGUUCCUUAAGGCUGACGACGACACCUAUGUUAUUGUGGACAACCUGCGCUGGGUGCUGGCCAACCACACGCCAGAGGAGCCCAUCUACUUUGGACGCAGGUUUAAGCCCUACACCAAGCAGGGCUAUAUGAGUGGCGGGGCAGGCUACGUGCUGAGCAAAGAGGCCCUUAAGAGGUUCGUGGAUGGCUUUAAGACCAAGGUGUGCACCCACACCACCCACGUGGAGGACCUGGCCAUGGGCCAGUGCAUGGAGAAGGUGGGGGUGGUGGCCGGGGACGCAAGAGACACUGUCCUCAGGGAGACAUUCCACCCCUUUGUCCCUGAGCAGCACCUCACCUCCAAGUUCCCCAAGAGCUUCUGGUACUGGAGCUACUGCUACUACCCUAUCUCAGAGGGGCCAAAUUGCUGCUCGGACCUGUCUGUGUCUUUCCACUAUGUGGACGCGUCUCUCAUGUACCUGUUGGAGUACUACGCCUACCACCUGCGUGCCUUUGGCUACAGGUACCGCUACCAGCCCCCAGCCCCCCUGGGCUACAAGAAUGAGGCGUGGGACAGGUCAGAGGGUGGACACUCGUACUCCAAAGAGCAGCCGGCCAUCCAGAGGGGGCCACUGGCGAGGGUGGAGAGUCCGUCCAGGACAGACAGGAAACAGGAAGUGAUGCCUCCCGCUGCAGCAGAGAAGGACCCGCCUGCUGCUGCACAGGAUGACAAGCAGUAGUAGCCUUGUGUAUCUGAGAGUGAGGUGUGUUAAUGGUUGCUUUUGAGCGUGCAUAUGCAUCUGUAUGGAUGCACUUGCACACAUUUUUACAGAAGUGAAAAGACUCAACUGUGGUGCCUCCCAAAGAAGUGUGCUGUUGUGAAGGAUUGUGUCAGUGUUGAAGAAUGUGUGACUGGCUGUUGGUUGGGUUGUUACUGGCAACAACCAUCCCCUUUUUUUUCUUCUUUUUGUCCUUGUGUUUACCACACAGCCUCCAUGUUGAAAUGUCAACAGCCCUUCAAUUUUUUAAAGAUAUUUAACAUGAUUGUUGUUUCAAAUACUUGUUUUAAUCCAUGUUUUAAUUCCCUCAGUUCUUGGACCACUCAUAAGGAAUCAUCAAAUAAUUAAAGGAUGACUUGGUGAGUGGUCCUGGGCCAAUGUUCCUAUAGGAGAUUCCUACUGGACUGGUUCAUCUUGCUACUCAUUACAUUACAUUUAAGUCAUUUAGCAGACGCUCUUAUCCAGAGCGACUUACAACCAGUUUGACCAGUCCUCACAGCCCUCGCUUUAACAUUGAGCUGACUAGAUUAUCAGAAAGGAUUUAGGAUCAGCUUCCCCUACCCUAAUCAACCUACGCUACUAGGAGUUGAAAACCAAACUUGGUCUUAGAUUUGUGUUUUUAUUUAUACCUGUAUAAAAUAUUGUCUGUAUAAGAAGACCAGGUCUUUCAGACAUACUGUUGAAGAGUGGUAACGAGAGAGAGGGUCACUUUAAACCUGGGAGAAUCUCUCUCAAUCAGCCCCAGUAGCUUGUGCCUUGUGAUGCAUGAUUGUGUGCAACGUUAGUUGCACAUUUUGAAACUGCACUGUGACUAAAAACAAGACUGACAUGUCACUUGAACCUACCUGUGCAUGUUCAGUUAGCCGAUCUCUAGAGAACAGUUUUUGCACCCUGUUUGAUUGGAUAAUAUUGUGUUUAUUUGUUUGAUUCAAGUUCUAUUUAAAUCUGUUAUGGAUAGGAUGAUUCAAGAGUUUUUAGGGGGGAGAUUUCUGGGAAAUGACUGGGUGGGGAUGUUUGGUGUGUGUGAUGUCAUUAGCUGAUGUCGCUGACUGAAUUUGGUUUAAUUUUUAUGAGUCUUCAUUGUAUUAUGAUACCAUAUUCUUAUUCUGUAUGUUUUUACAGUAUAUUAUACUUUUUGAGCAAAGUGACUUAUUGAUCACCUCAAACCAAACUCA
Molecule: messenger RNA, 2939 nt
Organism: Oncorhynchus gorbuscha (pink salmon)
Lineage: Eukaryota; Metazoa; Chordata; Actinopteri; Salmoniformes; Salmonidae
Gene: c1galt1lb
Product: core 1 synthase, glycoprotein-N-acetylgalactosamine 3-beta-galactosyltransferase, 1b
Exons: 4
Coding region: 508-1725 (405 amino acids)
Cellular component (GO): membrane
Molecular function (GO): N-acetylgalactosaminide beta-1,3-galactosyltransferase activity
Source: RefSeq, a predicted model, not a curated record